Messenger RNA from Nezara viridula (southern green stink bug), 624 nucleotides. Lineage: Eukaryota; Metazoa; Arthropoda; Insecta; Hemiptera; Pentatomidae. The record is from the annotation of a GenBank genome assembly.
AUGGAUUUCACUCAAAUAAUUAGCGAUUCUUUUAGUCUUAUUAUUAUUUCGAUGUGUUUAUUUUUAAAAAUACCUCAAAUUCGUAGUAUUAUUAGUUUGAAAAAUGCCAGGGGAAUUAAUAUAUACGGAUUAAUCAUGGAACUUGGAAGCUAUACAACAACUGCAUUGUACAAUUAUGUCAACAAAUAUUCACCUCUUUCUUAUAUGGAAUAUCCUGUCUUGAUAGCACAGGAAUAUGUGCUAAUUUAUCUGGUGUUGUAUUAUCAAAACUUAAUUGGAAUUAAGGUAGUUAUCACUACAAUUUUAUAUUUUGGUCUCGCAAUAUCUUUUCUACUGAAAGUACUUGAUCCAAGUAUUUUAACACUUAUUGUACCCUUUUGUACACCUGUUUCUUUAUCAAGCAAGGCAAUUCAGCUAUGGGAAAUAAAGAGAAAACAAAAUGCUGAUUCAGUUAGUGUUACUACAUGGGUUAUAUCAGCCUUAACCAAUGGAAGUCGCAUAUAUACAAUACUAAUGGAUUCAAAAGAUAUUCUGCUAUUAACAAACUUUACACUUUCUACAGUGAUGAGUGGGACUAUCGCACUGACUGCUUACAUAAUGCAGCAUAAAAAGAAACAGUCUUAA